AAUUCCCAGUAGGAACGAGAGAAGGUCCUCUCUCUUCGACGUCCUCUGCGAGAUCAAGGAAGAGCCGGCGGCGGUCCGCGACUCGAGGCCGGAGAAUCCUCCUGUCGGUCUGAUUCCUCCCGAACACUUGCGGAUCGAGUUGGGCGGCGUUAAGGGGGGGAAGGAGAGGAUGAUCCUGCCGGUGGUGAAACUCGGGACGUUGGUUCUGAAGACGGUCUGCAAGCCCAUCGCCAGCAGGCUCAAGAAGGAGGCUGGCCUCCAUCCCAAGUUCCGCCGACUGAUCGUUAACGUCGCUCAGGCCAACCACCGAAUCACAACGAACAUACAAAGAAGAAUUUAUGGUCAUUCAACCAAUGUUGAGAUCCGACCCUUGGAUGAGGAGAAAGCUGUUCAAGCUGCUUCAGACCUUAUUGGAGAGUUCUUUGUCUUUUCAGUUGCUGGAGUUGCUUUGAUAUUUGAGGUGCAAAGAAGUGCAAGAUCGGAAGCUAGAAAGGAGGAAAUCCGUAGGCAGGAAAUUGAGGCUAUGAAACAGAAAGAGGAGGAUCUGAUGAGAGACUUGGAACAACUCAAGCAGAAGCUUAAUGAGAUAGAACACCUUGCCAAGGGACGAGGCCUUUCAGGCAUCAUCAGCUUUAGGCAUGACCAUGCACCUGAAAGCAGCAAAUCGGGAAACCCUGCUUGAUUUUAUUUCCGGUCAUCUUUUGUGGGCAAAA
Molecule: messenger RNA, 713 nt
Organism: Musa acuminata AAA Group (dessert banana)
Lineage: Eukaryota; Viridiplantae; Streptophyta; Magnoliopsida; Zingiberales; Musaceae
Product: OPA3-like protein
Exons: 4
Coding region: 170-682 (170 amino acids)
Biological process (GO): regulation of lipid metabolic process
Cellular component (GO): mitochondrion
Source: RefSeq, a predicted model, not a curated record